Pseudoliparis swirei is the source of this 2158-nucleotide messenger RNA. RefSeq names its product thiamine triphosphatase (gene thtpa). Gene Ontology annotation, molecular function: thiamine triphosphate phosphatase activity; magnesium ion binding. Lineage: Eukaryota; Metazoa; Chordata; Actinopteri; Perciformes; Liparidae. The record is from RefSeq and is a predicted model, not a curated record. The transcript has 4 exons. Bases 106 to 774 code for a protein of 222 amino acids. Gene Ontology annotation, biological process: dephosphorylation; thiamine diphosphate metabolic process; thiamine metabolic process.
UGCUAUUUAAAACGUUUGACAUGCGUGAGUCUGCCGCAGCAGCUCGGGCUAAAUGAUUUGUGACUGAUUCACAAUGACACAGGUGCUGCUACAGGAGCUACUCGUAUGAGUGUGGAGGUGGAAAGAAAAUUUGUGUCCAAUGCUGACACUCUAAAAACACUUGAGGAGAUCGGGGCAGUGUGUGUUGGUCAGCGGCAAUUUCGUGACCAGUACUUUGACAACCCCAAGUUCGACCUGACCCUGAGAGACAUGUGGCUGCGUAAACGUGAAGGAUGCUGGGAGUUGAAGUGCCCAACAACAGCCAACGGGACAGAAAAGUCAUCUGGAGAACAGUCUAAAGCGGCAGCACUGUGUUCUCGCUACAGGGAGAUAACCGAUCUGCCUGAAAUUCAACAGAGAGUGAAAGAGGUCAUAAAAGACAUUUGCGAGGAUAGAGAGACAGAGGCCAGCCCCCCACAGGAGGAAGAGUCUUGGCUGGGCGAAAUAAAUCUGGUGUGCUUUGCUGAUUUUACAACAGUGCGGCAGUCCUUCACUUUAGAGGAGAAGGGGGUGCAGAUAGAUCUGGACCAAGCUGACUUUGGCUACCAAGUGGGAGAGAUAGAGGUCCUCGUUCCAGAGGGAGAAGAUGUGCAGUCUGCUUUGGAGAAGAUCGAAAGAACGGCUGGAAAACUGGGUCUGACUGGAGAUCAGCAAGUUGAAGGAAAAAUGAAUGUUUACCUUCAAAGAAAUCACCCAGAGCACUACGCAAAGCUCCUGAGCAAACAUGUUUUCUAAGUGUUCUAAGUUUCACAUUUUAAAUCUGUGAAACUUACGGCAACAUUUUUUUUCAUUUGUAUCUCAAACACUCCUACUAUACAUGUAUUUGUUAAGACUAAUUCCAUUCAUCCAGUAUUUAAAUAUUCUCUCAAUUCAAUCACUGUCCAGACCUGAAUCUCUCAAGACACUUCCUGAAUUUGAAGCCUUAGAAAAACAGCAAUAGGCCCUUGAAAUUUACCAUGGCUAUAAAGUGAGAGAAAGUGUGAACACUGGAAAUAAAUAAGGUGCCGUGCUGUCGAUUCCCUAUUAAUGAUGUACUGUGUUUUAUUUAAAAGCCAAGAAGUUACAUAUAUUUAUUAGACAUAUUUAUGCUGAUGUUUCGAAAUGUUGCACGACAAAAUCAGCUAUAGGGCUCAAAUGUUAUCAUCGGUUUACAUUAAAUUACUUCUCGUGUGGUUUGAAAUUAACUGAAGGUCAGCAAAUUCUGCACGAAUGUAUAAAUAAUAAAAUAAUGUUUUGCGCUGAAUCUUUUGCAGCGAAGAAAAGACUAAUAUUUGCAUUGCAUAUUUUAUUACACUAAAAAUUCAGAAACCAACUAUUAUGCAACAAAUGUUUGCUUGUGUGUAUUUUGUAUGUAGGAUGGGUGAUAGUGAAACCAUUCAACGUGUCUGCAUGACUGCAUAUUACACCUCAUUUUGUUAUCACGACAAAGAAACUAGUUAAAACAAUAGAAUGACGUAGGUGAAUUUAUUUAAUUAAUUUGAGAACAGUUAAAAGUUCUGUUGCCACUAGUGUGCUGCAGAAAUAUAUGAAUGGAAGCACUUAAAUAACCGUUUUCCCUUUUGCUGUCACAAAUUCCCCACCUUCCUAGUGUAAUUCAUCCUGCUUACAUGUUUAAUUAUCUCUCCUGUCAUUCCAGAUCCUGUCAUCUUCACCUGAUUGUCCCUCAUUCCCUUCACCUGGUCCUCACGCCCUUCUCACCUGCAGCCCAUCCCCUCAUUAGUCCCUCAUUCCCUUCACCUGGUCCUCACGCCCUUCUCACCUGCAGCCCAUCCCCUCAUUAGUCCCUCACGCCCUUCUCACCUGCAGCCCAUCCCCUCAUUAGUCCCUCAUUCCCUUCACCUGGUCCUCACGCCCUUCUCACCUGCAGCCCAUCCCCUCAUUAGUCCCUCACUAUUUAGCUCCCUCACUUCCACUUGUCCUCUGCCAGAUUGUCUUAUGUGUCACCGCCAAACUUUCCAGCGAAUUCCUAGUACUAGUUCUGAUCUGCCCGUUACGACCCUGUUUGCCUGUUAACCCGACUUGAGAUUUUUGCCUGCCCCUUUUGGAUUUGUUGCCCUGUUUGACGGACCACCCGGUUUUGACCCUGCCUGAAACAUUAAGUAAACCGCCUCCUCCUGCA